AUGCGUUUCUGUGUUCAAACAAAAGACCGUUUUGUAGUACGGGUGGUCAAAGUGACAGAGAAAAAGGCGGCUCAGUUAGGCUUUUGUGCGGACAGUUCGACAACAACACCGGUUGAACCACUUAAGGUCAUUAUGCAUGAUGCCCAAAAGAUGCAGAACCUAGAGGAUCUUAUUUUGGAGGCGGUGAGACUGGAAAAUCCCUCCAUAUACAUCGGGUUUCAGGCCCAACUGCCUGCAUUUGCUAUGGGCUAUGUGCUAAAAUCCACAUCUGCAGAUCAGGUGAACACACCUGACGCUCAUCAAGCAUACCGUCAGUGCCGGCUUGGUAAAGGAGUGCGUCUGUGCUUCAGUUGUCCCCUCCUUGGCAAAGGACUUAAUAUCCGCGAUUUCUUCUCUGGAAAGGUGUUCCAAAGGCUGACAAGUUGGGAGAAGAGUUCACGGCAGCCGGGAGUUCUCAAUGAAGUGCUACAGGCAUUGAAAAAGUCCGUGGAUUGGAUGUUGGAGCAGAUUCAGUUGAAUGGCCUUCGCACUGUUCAACCGGAAGUGGAUUACAUAUUUUAUCCCUGCACCUCUCAUCUACUCUCCCAACAACAAGUCAUUCACGCCUUGAGCUGUUCAGCAGAUUCAACAGCCUCAAGGUGCACAGACUUGGUUGUACCCAAUAAUUCAAACAACGUUCUCACACCUCUUCUAACUCAAAAGACCAGCCCUGUUACAAUUCCUCCUGGUAGAGAGAGAGCAAGUCGUCAAUUUUCAAUGCUCACACUGUAUGAAGGCCUUCAACAACACCAUCAAAAUCCACUUCUUGCAUCAGUUAUCAAUUCGUCACGUCCGCUUUCCGCCUACGGCACGUGCUUUGAUGGUAAGAGAACGGAAAAGGCGGCAACAAAGUCAUUGGAUCGACAAAUCUCCUUUUCCGUUGGUGCCUAUGGCUCUCCUCUUCACCAUCUUUCGGAAUAUAGCCCAUAUUAUUCAAGACCAUCAAAGGAUCUACAGCAACAUUCAACAGGGACGUCUUCCAUCAACAGCAUCUCCCAUACCGAUUAUACUGAGACACCCAUCGAUCAAAUGUGCUGUAGACCCUUCGUCAGCAUUUCGGCGAGUCCACCUGCUCAGUGGACAUCGAAUCACACCUCACCCAUUUACUCAGUCCAGGAGAGAGGCGAGGCUACAGCCGCAUCGGCCAUCUACCCUCAAAAAGCGGGUAAAAUCCCCCCCUCGCUUUCCACAGAGAAUGAUUUUAUGACCUCGUUAAUUAAUGAAGUUAUAGAUCGUCUGCAGAAAUGUCCACAUUUACCGCUGGUCGUAAUGCCAACUCAAAUACCUGGCUCACCUCCCAUUGUCUUUCAAUUGCCCUCACCUGAUGUCAUCUUUGUUGGUCUACCAGCCACAAUCGGUCACAAUGGGCAUGAGAGACCACGUUUAGUCACAUCUCCAGCUGAUAGCAGUGCUUUUGUGGUCACCUCAAAAAGGACAUCAAAUAGUUCAGUUGGCCUCCUGCCUCUUAACUACGCCUCGGAGAGGCGGGAUGGGUCAACUUUUACAGUCUCCGCGCCUCAUCCGGGUUGCAUUUUGGGUGUCUCACCAGAGGGUGACCUCUACGAAUUUAAGCCAUCAUGA
Molecule: messenger RNA, 1620 nt
Organism: Hydatigera taeniaeformis
Lineage: Eukaryota; Metazoa; Platyhelminthes; Cestoda; Cyclophyllidea; Taeniidae
Source: the annotation of a GenBank genome assembly